Molecule: messenger RNA, 678 nt
Organism: Trichosporon asahii var. asahii CBS 2479
Lineage: Eukaryota; Fungi; Basidiomycota; Tremellomycetes; Trichosporonales; Trichosporonaceae
Exons: 1
Coding region: 1-678 (225 amino acids)
Biological process (GO): protein deubiquitination
Molecular function (GO): cysteine-type deubiquitinase activity
Source: RefSeq, a predicted model, not a curated record
AUGGUGGACAGUGGACAAGUUUCAAGGCAGCUGGUGGGCUUGGACUCAGAUGAGGACAUGUCCACACCUAUUGUCCACAAUCAGACAAGGAACAGUGGACAACAGCAAGCCCCCCCAAGACAGGUGGUUCUUCACAGUGGAGACAGUCACCAUGGCUUGACAUGUCCUACCAACUGCCAGCCCUAUAACACUCUGGACAAUGUGGACGUCCACCAGCUGACAGUCCUCCCUACUGUCCCAUCAGUGUACCACUCCAAGUGGACACCCAAGGAUGGCAACUGCAUGUUCCAUGCUGUAGCCAGGGGGAUGGGUGGACAUCUCACCCACACCCAAGUUAGACUGUCCACAGUCAACUUCAUGAGGCGGCAACCACAGGACUAUGUGGACUUUUUCCCUUCCUCUGUGGACAACUCAGAGCACACCCAUUCUUCACAACUUCAAGCCUUGUCCAAAUAUCUGGCUGUCAUGGCAAGGGACUCAGAGUAUGGUGAGAACAUCAUCCUUCAAGGUAUGUGCAAUCUGUACAAGUUGGGUAUAGUCAUCCUCAAGCACACUGAGUCUGGGGCUUGGUUUUGGACAACUAUGGGAAACAUGUCCUCUGCCAGGAAGUGUUUUUGGCUGUACCUGGUUGGGGAGCACUAUGAGAACAUCUUUGUAGCCACUCAGGUCAAAUUCUGA